AUUAGUAAUCGUCUUCGUGUCGUGUUCAAGAUUUCGGAUAGUUGUUGACUUUUUGACUGACUUUAAAUUUAUAUUUUGUGUUAGGUUGUUAUAAUGAACAAAAGCUGCAUAAUCAUGAAAUUUGAAACGUUUUUGAUUAUUAACUGGUUAAACUAUCUGUUGACGGUGAUACUAGUAUCACGACUUUUUGUAUUAUAUAUUAUAUUAUGAUUCAUCACGAUUAAUAAAUCCAGUUUGUUUGAAAAUUCGAAGUAACACUACAAUUCGACUGUAAUCAAUUCAACAUAAUCUUUUUAAAAUGUAAUUGUUGCUAUACACAUAUAUCGGUUUUACGCCACAUUAGCUUCUUCAUUUUGAUUUGUAGAGGAGUGAUUUUAGUUUCAGUCCUUUAUAAUUUUUGAACCAGCUAGUUGUAAAUAUACGUUUUUGUUUGCCCAUAAUCUCCUUAAUGAUCCCUGCGCAGGGGUCGCAGAGAUCUAUGGAUUUUGCAGAUGUCAGCCGCUUCUCCAAAGUCCCACGAUGGUGCCAAUCUAAGAUAAAGAUGGAAUCUCCCUUUAGGGAACUUGACUCAUGUUUGGGAAGAAACAAUGCGAUGAAUUCAGUCGUGAAAAUUGCUCCAAUUUAUUCUGCAGAAUUAACUGGCAUCUGCGAACCUCCAUCGUUGCAAAAGGACACAUUACAAGCUGUAUGGAAAGCAAAGUCUCGAAGGCAAGAAGUUGAUGAUCGGUUGAAGGAAACUGUAGCGCAUGCAGACUUUCUGAAACAGCAACUGAAGCAAGUGAAGGAGGAGAUUGAGAAAAUAUCCAGACAGCUUGAAUCUCCAGACUUAUUCUUAGAAUUUGAAGUAGACGAUCCAGCCGAGUUUUUGGCGAAAAAUAACCUUGAACUACAACAACUACUUUUAAAGUGUGUUGGCGAAGAAGAGAAUUUAGCAGUGGAGUUGGAAAAUGCACAUCGACAAGUUUGGGAGGCAAGAGUUGCAGAUAAUUUGCUGGCAGUGGACGUUGAACGCACGUUAACUCCUGCCAUUCAGGCAUACGAUAAAAGGAAAGAAUUUAUGGUACAAAAGAGGGCGUUUCGAGAAAAGCUCGCAACACAAAAUGCUUCACGGUUGCAAUCAAAAUUUUUUCAUACUGCAAUGAAAGCCGUGGUAGAGUCAGAUGCAGCCAAGAUGAAAAGGAAAGCUCAAAUAACACAGAAAUUACAGGGAGCGAAAGAAGGACGGAAGCGAAUUGAGCAUCAUCUCAAGAGGACUAUGCAAACUCUAAAAGACCAAAAGUUGCUUCAAGUUUGUGAUCUGCAAUUGAAACAGGAUCGGCAACACAUGUUACUUUCUAAUCUCAAAAAAGAAAUUGAUGAACAACGAGAUGCACUGGAAGUAAAAAAUCAGGCACGGAAAAAACGACUACAAAACAUUGCAGAAGAGAAAGAUAGGAUUCGACAAGAAUUUUUUAAACACGGAAAAAAUCCAUACUUUGUAGAACAUCUGCUCGUCAUUGUAGACCGUCGUGCAGAACUCCACCGGAAAAUAUUGCAGAAAGAAACCGAAAGACUUGUUCAACUACAGAAAGUUUAUGAAAUUACAGAAAAAGCUAAAAAAGCAGAAGAAUUGAAUAGACAGAAAUGGGACAAAUUCUGGGCUAAACAGCUUUCUGAAAAGAAACGCAAAAAUGGGCUGAAAGAAGCUGCGUUACUUCACAAUGAGGAUGACAAAAAUAAAUCUGAAGUCAAUUACAAAGUCAAGAAUGUCAAUUCUGAUGGUAAUCUCACUACCAGCGAGGUCCCUUCAACCACACCAAUUAUUGUGCCCCCUCAUGUAGAUGCCGCACCGCAUGAAAAGCACAUCAAACAACAUGAUGCAAAAGUCAGUACCUCUCGCAAAGAAUCCGGUUUACAAAGAACGGAUUCCGCUACAUCAAUCGACCAUGAAAAAAAUUCUUCUCAUUUUCGUAAACCAAGGGGGAGUGUGGGUGCAAUAAAAACAAUUGACGGGAUUCAUCAACUUUUAAAAUCUGAGACACAAUAAUAAAAAUAGUUGUCAACAAUAAUUGUUGUUUUAUUCAAAACUCUCCGUUCAGAUUUCAAGUUAUAAACGAGGAUCCAUACACAUAAUUAGAGAAAUAACUAACAGCGUUAAUCUUUAAAUGUUUAUAACCUUCUUAUAAUCACUUGUUCUGAAGAUUACAU
This is a messenger RNA of Folsomia candida, 2187 nucleotides long. RefSeq lists its product as uncharacterized. Lineage: Eukaryota; Metazoa; Arthropoda; Collembola; Entomobryomorpha; Isotomidae. The transcript is spliced from 3 exons. The coding region runs from base 449 to 2026 and encodes 525 amino acids. The record is from RefSeq and is a predicted model, not a curated record.